GAUCAUUUUGGAAAGUGCGAGCUGACCCCCGAAGCGACCAUGUCCAAGAAAGACGACUUCAACGCAGGAAUCAUGGACAGAAAACGAUCCCCCAACCGCUUGAUCGUGGACGAAGCUAGCAACGACGAUAACUCGGUCGUGGCCCUCAGUAUGGCCAAGAUGGAGGAAUUGCAGCUCUUCCGCGGCGAUACUGUCUUGAUCAAAGGGAAACUCGGACGUGAAAGUAUUUGCAUUGUCCUGCAAGACGACACUUGUGACGAUUCGAACAUUCGCAUGAACAAAGUGGUUCGCAAGAACCUCAAGAUUCGUUUGGGUGAUUUGGUCACCAUCACUGCCUGUGGCGACGUUCCGUACGGCAAGCGCAUCCAUGUCUUGCCCAUUGACGACACAAUUGAAGGCGUCACCGGCAACUUGUUCGAUGUGUACCUGAAGCCGUAUUUCCUUGAAGCAUACCGCCCUGUCAAGAAAGGAGAUUUGUUCUUGGUACGCCAAGCCAUGCAUCCUGUAGAAUUCAAAGUCGUCGAAACGGACCCUGCGCCUUACUGCAUUGUUGCCCCCGAUACCAUUAUCCAUUGCGAAGGCGAGCCCAUUCGCCGUGAAGAUGAAGAGAAGUUGGACGAAGCCGGAUACAGCGACAUUGGUGGUUGCCGUCGGCAAAUGGCACAAAUUCGUGAAAUGAUCGAGCUGCCCUUGCGCCACCCCACGCUCUUCAAGACGUUGGGUGUGAAGCCCCCUCGAGGUGUCUUGCUGUACGGUCCCCCUGGGUCCGGGAAAACGUUGAUUGCCCGCGCUGUUGCGAACGAAACUGGCGCGUUCUUUUUCCUGAUCAAUGGACCUGAAAUCAUGUCCAAGAUGGCUGGUGAAUCUGAAAGCAACUUGCGCAAGGCGUUCGAAGAAGCUGAAAAGAACGCCCCCGCAAUAAUCUUUAUCGACGAAAUUGAUUCGAUUGCCCCAAAGCGUGACAAGACGAACGGCGAAGUCGAGCGCCGCAUUGUGUCGCAAUUGCUUACGCUCAUGGAUGGGUUGAAGCAGCGCUCGAGUGUAGUCGUGAUCGGCGCGACAAACCGUCCCAACAGCAUGGACCCUGCGCUCCGUCGUUUUGGUCGCUUCGAUCGCGAAAUUGACAUUGGCGUCCCUGACGAAAAUGGCCGCUUGGAAAUCUUCCGCAUCCACACGCGGAACAUGAAGUUGGACGACUCGGUGGACCCGGAAGCUAUUGCCCGCGAUACCCACGGUUUCGUCGGUGCCGAUAUGGCUGCGUUGUGCACCGAAGCCGCUCUGCAAUGUAUUCGAGAAAAGAUGGACGUGAUUGACAUUGAAGAUGAAUCCAUCGACGCCGAGAUAUUGGACUCGAUGUCGGUGACCCAAGACCAUUUCAAGUACGCGUUGGGCGUGUCGAACCCGUCGUCGCUUCGCGAAACUACCGUCGAAGUCCCCACAAUCACAUGGAAAGAUAUUGGUGGGCUCGAGCAAGUCAAACGCGAGUUGCGUGAAUUGGUGCAAUACCCCGUCGAACACCCUGAAAAGUUUGAAAAGUACGGUCUCUCGCCGUCCCGUGGAGUACUUUUCUACGGCCCCCCCGGGUGUGGUAAGACGUUGUUGGCCAAGGCCGUGGCGAACGAGUGCCAAGCCAACUUCAUCUCGGUCAAGGGCCCUGAGUUGCUUACCAUGUGGUUUGGUGAGUCGGAAGCGAACGUCCGCGAAGUGUUUGACAAAGCACGCGCCGCGGCGCCAUGCGUGCUCUUCUUCGAUGAGUUGGACUCGAUUGCGCAACAACGUGGUAACUCGUCGGGCGAUGGCGGUGGCGCAGGAGACCGUGUGAUGAACCAGUUGCUGACGGAAAUGGACGGCAUGGGUGCAAAGAAGAAUGUCUUCAUCAUUGGGGCAACGAACCGACCCGACAUCAUUGACCCUGCUCUCAUGCGACCUGGUCGUUUGGACCAGCUGAUUUUCAUCCCGAUGCCCGACUUGGAAUCGCGCUUGUCGAUUCUGAAGAGUGUGUUGCGCAAGAGUCCCGUGUCGAAAGAUGUCGAUUUGAACUACUUGGCUGCGCAAACCGACAAAUUUACUGGUGCCGAUUUGACUGAAAUCUGCCAGCGCGCUGCGAAGUUGGCCAUUCGUGAAAGCAUUCAACGCGACAUGGAACGAGACCGUCUGAAGGAAGAAGCCGGGGAAGCUGCCGACGACAUGGAUGUCGAAGAAGACGACCCGGUACCCGAAAUCACCCCUGCCCACUUUGAAGAAGCCGUUCGCAACGCGCGCCGAUCGGUCAGUGACCGCGACUUACACCAGUACUCGACGUUUGCCCAAACGCUACAGCAAUCGCGUGCCCAGGUGGGGGCUACCGGGACCUCGUUGUCGACAUUUUCAUUCCCUAGCCGAAAUGUCGUUGGCGGAGGUGCGGCCACGACGGCUGCCGUGGACGAAGAAGAAGAAGACUUGUACAGCUAAACAACACGAUAGCGGUGGAAUUCAGGUGUUUUUAUCGUCCUACAAGAUUAUUUUUGCAUGAAUC
Molecule: messenger RNA, 2515 nt
Organism: Aphanomyces invadans
Lineage: Eukaryota; Oomycota; Saprolegniomycetes; Saprolegniales; Verrucalvaceae
Product: transitional endoplasmic reticulum ATPase
Exons: 2
Coding region: 40-2451 (803 amino acids)
Biological process (GO): retrograde protein transport, ER to cytosol; autophagosome maturation; mitotic spindle disassembly
Cellular component (GO): nucleus; VCP-NPL4-UFD1 AAA ATPase complex; cytosol
Molecular function (GO): ATP hydrolysis activity; ATP binding; polyubiquitin modification-dependent protein binding
Source: RefSeq, a predicted model, not a curated record